AUGGUUUUUUUCUAUGCUCGUUAUUGUCCCUAUUCAAAACGAACAAUAUCUGGUCUUCGUCAAUGGGCACGAACAAAUAAAGAUCGUAUUAUUUUAUAUGAAGCUGAUGUUGAACAAGCAUUAAAAUUAGUUGAAUAUUAUCAUAUUCAAAUAAUUCCAACUGUUUUAGUAUUUAAUGAAAAUAAUCUUUUCAUUCCAAUUUGGCAACGAACAGCAACAAAUGUUUUAUCAUCUGAUUUACAAUUACCAAUAGAUCAAUUUCAAUUAAAUGAAAAUAAUAAAAAUAUUUCAAAUGAUAAUAAACAAUUUAAAGAAAUCUUUCGAGAAAAAUUAGAUAAUUCAAAUAAUGUUUUUUUUAUUUUUGAUCCAUUACUUCAAGAAUCAAAUUGUAUGUUUAAAAUAUUUGAAACAUUAAAUAAAAAUAAACAAGAACAAUAUUUAAUUAUUCUUGAUAAUAAACAAUCAAUGAAAAAUAAAUCAAAAUUAAUAUUAGCAAUAACAAAUGAAAAAGAUCAAACUGAAUUUUUGAAAGCCAUUGAUCAAUCUAAUUCUGAUAAUAAUUGGAAAACAAAAUCAAUAACAUCAUCUCAACAAAGUCCUUAUAUUUGGAAUAGAUCAAUUCAAAAUAUAGAAAACGAUAGUCAACAAUCAUCAAAACAAUUAACUACUGAAGAAAUAAAUGAAUAUAAUGGAAGAAUAAUAUCAAAAUCUUCAAUAAAUACAACAUUUACUAAUGAUCAAUCAAAAAAAAAUGAAAUAUACAAUGAAUCUAUUGAUAAUAAUAUAGAAAUAAUUCCAUUAACAUCAGAUCAAUAUCAACAACAUAUUCAUUUAUCAAAUUCGAAUGAAAUUUUUUAUGAAAAACAAUAUGAUAAUAUAAAUAAUUUUAAUUAUUCAUCAUCAUUUGAUCGAUUUAGUACAUUAACAUAUCAACAUGUUAAAGAUACAAAUUAUUUUUUAAACAAUCAACAAGAAGAAAUAUGUAUUUUAUAUUUAGGUCCAAAUCGAUAUCGAGGUUUUGAAGAUAAUUUACAUAAUGAAAUUCAUUCUUCAAAAUUAUCACUUUUAACUCUUAAAUCACAUUCAUUAUUUGAAUAA
Messenger RNA from Rotaria sordida, 1098 nucleotides. NCBI's taxonomy places the organism in Eukaryota, Metazoa, Rotifera, Eurotatoria, Philodinida, Philodinidae. The record is from the annotation of a GenBank genome assembly.